This is a messenger RNA of Sinocyclocheilus grahami, 3793 nucleotides long. RefSeq names its product monocarboxylate transporter 4-like. The transcript is spliced from 6 exons. Gene Ontology annotation, molecular function: lactate:proton symporter activity. Gene Ontology annotation, biological process: transmembrane transport; monocarboxylic acid transport. Bases 255 to 1775 code for a protein of 506 amino acids. Gene Ontology annotation, cellular component: basolateral plasma membrane. NCBI's taxonomy places the organism in Eukaryota, Metazoa, Chordata, Actinopteri, Cypriniformes, Cyprinidae. The record is from RefSeq and is a predicted model, not a curated record.
AACCUACAUAAGAUGAGGAUAAAUACGAGACAAGUUACUCUUAACCUCAUGGGAGGUGAUUCUGGUUAUUGCAAUCAGUACCACAUGGAGAAAUGUCAGAGUCUUAAUUUAGGCUGGUAGGGUACAGAGGUGUGCCCCUCAGCCCCCACCCCCUGGUUGCAUCUAGAUGAGGUAGAUAUGUGGGAGGUUCAGAACAGUUAGAGAGAGAAUCAGUUUUCAAGGACCUUAAGCAAGUUGAGAUCUGACAAAGCAUCAUGGGAGGUGCAGUUGUAGACACUGGUGACAGUGGGGUCAAGGCCCCCGAUGGAGGAUGGGGUUGGGCUGUCCUCUUCGGCUGCUUCAUCAUUACAGGUUUCUCCUACGCCUUCCCCAAAGCAGUCAGCGUCUUCUUCAAAGAGCUUAUCCGGGAGUUUGGAGUGGGCUACAGUGACACGGCUUGGAUCUCCUCAAUACUUCUUGCAAUGCUUUAUGGCUCAGGGCCUAUAUGCAGCAUCCUAGUGAACCGUUUCGGGUGUCGCCCUGUGAUGAUGGUCGGGGGCCUUUUUGCCUCACUUGGUAUGGUUAUGGCAUCUUUUGCAACCAACAUCAUCCACAUCUAUCUCGGCACAGGAGUCAUAACCGGUUUGGGUCUUGCUCUGAACUUUCAGCCAUCCCUCAUCAUGCUGAACAGAUAUUUCAGUGAGAAAAGGCCCUUGGCCAAUGGGUUGGCUGCAGCUGGAAGUCCCGUGGCUCUGUGCUGUUUGUCUCCUCUUGGUCAGGUUCUUCAAUAUGAGUAUGGUUGGCGUGGAGGCUUCCUAAUCCUUGGAGGGAUUCUACUGAACUGCUGUGCAUGUGGAGCCCUCAUGAGGCCCUUGAAAGCACCCAAAAAAACAAGCGAGGUGGACCAAAAGGAAUCCAAAUCAAAGCCUAAGCUUCUUGACUUCACCGUCUUUAAAGAUCGUGGCUUUUUGAUUUACACUGUGGCUGCGGCCAUUAUGGUGUUGGGUCUUUUUGUGCCUCCUGUGUUUGUGGUAAGCUAUGCCAAGGAACUGGGCAAUGAGGACACAAAGUCUGCCUUGCUGCUCACCAUACUAGGGUUCAUUGAUAUCUUCGCCAGGCCAACAUGUGGUAUCAUCGCUGGGCUCAAGUGGGUUCGGCCACGAUGCGUUUACCUCUUCAGUUUCGCUAUGAUCUUUAAUGGCACUACUGAUAUUAUCGGCUCCAUGGCCAAAGACUAUCCAUCUCUCGUGGUGUUCUGCAUCUUCUUCGGUGUCUCCUAUGGCAUGGUUGGAGCCUUACAGUUUGAAGUGUUGAUGGCCAUUGUGGGGACGGAGAGGUUCUCCAGUGCCAUUGGCUUGGUGCUGUUGGUUGAAGCCAUUGCUGUGUUGGUGGGACCACCUGGAGCAGGUCGUCUUCUGGAUGCCACAAAUAAUUACAUGUUCGUCUUCCUGCUGGCUGGGUGUGAGGUGGUCCUCUCGGCCCUUGUGCUCGGCAUUUGUAACAUGCUCUUCAUCAAAAGGAAGCCCCAACAGCCUGACCCUCCAGCAAAAAUGGAGAUGGCCAUUACUGAGACCGAGAUGGAGGAGCUCAACAAAGCACCAAAGGACAACCAAGACAACGGAGGUGGUGAAAAUGGGAAGAAGCAAGCCAUCGAACAUGAAGUAAUGACAAAAUCUGAUGAUAAAAAGGUUGAUGAGCCUGAAAGCAUAGGGGUGGACUCGAUAGAGGUGGAGACCGCUUCCAAAAAGGUGACUGAACCAAAUGGUGUGGUUGUAGAACCUGAAUCCUCUCUGUGAAUAUACUAGAACAAUAGAUAUGACCGAGCUUCCCUUGUAGGAAUCAUGGACGUGCGUUUGUUGUAGUGUAUGCUUUUUGUAACGAGCUUCAAGUGUGGUUGCAGAGGACCGCUUUUAGACCUGCUCUGCAGCUCCGAUUUAGCCAUUUUUAGGCCGACCACUGCCUUGUAUGUUAGCAGAUGUCAUAUCCUGAUAUGUUCUUGUUAUAAAAAUAGAAUAGAUUUAUACUGUGGCAUCAGAUUUGACCAGUAAACACUCCACAACAGAGCAGGUCACCAGCAUUAUACUGAAUAUUACCAGCUUGUGUCUUUGUGGCAUUCACUGUUUGCUAAUGUGGAUUUAGAAUAUAUUGUUGUCAUCUGUAACCUUUUAAACUGGUCCUGAGAGAGCACAGGAUUGUAUUUAAAGUCCUGUAUUUCAAACAAAUAGAAAUGACAUGCAAAUGAGGAUCCUAGUUAGUCUUUUUAAAUUGGAUACAUUAUUGAGGAAUGUACACAGUUCAGACAUGCUUGUAUUUUUGUGAACCGUUUCAAAGUACAUAUUAUUGGAGGACAAAGCGGUUACAUAAUUUUUAUAGUGUUUGGGUUUUUGCUAUUGUUAAUUUUAACUUUCUUGUAUAGAUUCAGUAUUUAUAUUAAAGUGUUGAUGUCAGCUGGCAGCUCCACUUUAUAUUUAUUUGUAUUUUAUUAAUCUAAAUGUCAGUGUUUUCAGAUCACCUGCAUCAAUCAGGAGAGGACCACAUAUACUUGUGAUAUGUUGGUUAUGUAACAUUUAUUUUCAGUUCAAUCAACAUUGACUCGAAUGCUUUUUUUUUUUUUUUUUUUUUUUUUUUUUGGAAAACCAAAUAGUACUACAAGAUUUAUGAAAAUGGUGGUAUGGGUAAAACCAUUCUAAACUUUACCUCAUUUUGUUUUUCACCAGCACUGUAUGAGUAGGGACCCUCUUUUACUACGUUCUAAAGACACUUGAGCUGUUUUUGGUUGUGCCUCAAGUCUUGUAGCCAUACAGAAUUUGAAUUAUUUUACAAAAUAAAUAUCUUUCCCUCUCCACUGGACCUUGACUCAUGUUAUGGUGUUUUGUUUUUUUUUUUUUACUUCAAGCUGACAUGAUUCAGUCCCCCACUUUAUUUGGAAUUCAAUUAAAAAUGAUGCAUUAAAUUACUGAGUGAACUGAUUUGCCCUGAAAUUACGCUAGUAAAAGAAGGGUAGUGAAAAUUGUAAAUGACCACAAUGUUUACUCCUACAAUAAGACAUAGUCCAAAUCCUAUUAGCACAGGAUUUGUGCAGUAUUUUCAGGUCAGUCCAGCUGGUGUCAUUCUGCAAAUGCACCUUAAGCAGUGGCUCAUCCGAAACAGUGAGGUAAACUAGCAAGGUGAUCAAUCCUGCUCCUAAAUAUCUACCCUUGCUGUGGGGUUUAAAUCUAAACUUGCUUAAAUGAUCACGUUAACACAGAUGUUAAGCUAAAUUAAGCUGAAACGUUAAUGUAGAGUGGUUAAAGUACUUGAUUUUUCUCAGACUUAAGCAGAGCAACAAAACAUAGCACAUUGUAUUAUCUAUGAUGAGACAAAGCAAUUUUGGAUGUUUCAGUGCAACUAUGGUAUUAGAUGCAUAGGAGACAAAAUAUUGAUUACAGAUGCAUGUGAAGAGAAGAGUAUGAAAAAUAGAUAGUAGAUUGUAGCUAGAAACAAAAAAUGGCAGUAGGAUAGUGGGUUUAGCAUAGAGGAAAGAAAGAUGAAGCUCCAAGCCUACUGGAGAACGCUAUCAUGAGAAAUUCACAGUGACAGGAAUAGUGGGUUACUAUACUGCCUGAGGUAUCAAUGGCAGUAACUCUGAUACUGGCAUGAACUACACAACCCAGUUCUUUCUAGAAAACAGGACAUGUUUUCAAAAGUAAUAAAAUCUUAAUGGUGAAUAAGCAAAACCAACUAUAUUUAAUUGCCUAUACCCUAUGCACAUAUAAACAGAAUUUUAUGACAGCAGCACAAAACAACUUGCCCCACUAAUUAUUUACUGAUAAAA